Molecule: messenger RNA, 2449 nt
Organism: Porites evermanni
Lineage: Eukaryota; Metazoa; Cnidaria; Anthozoa; Scleractinia; Poritidae
Source: the annotation of a GenBank genome assembly
CUGCUGUUUCUCUCGUUGUUUACGAUCAUUUGUCAAACGCUUGCUAAACCAUCGCAGAAUGUUGCAAAUUCGACAUCGGUUCGUAAAAAAACCCAGCACUGUAACAAUGUGUAUUUCUACGAAGCGCCAAACAAGGAAAUUGCAAAAUUGCUGCAAAAAAUAACGAAACAACUCACUCAGGUACAAAACGACGUUAAUAUACUGAAAGGCAAUAACACUUCUUCAGAAGGUAAAGCAUUAUCUGGUGUGAUUUUUUUAAUUGUCACUAAUCGACUGCAAAUAUUCAUGUCCUCCGGUUUUUACUUCCGUAAUAAAGAUUACGGACAGUUUGCUACUUCGAUAAAAAUAUUAAUAAAAGAUAAAAUUACCAGUUUAUCAAAACUUUCAGUAUAGGCAAAACUUGUAUCCUUUUUUUUUUUAGAAAGCGCAAGGAACUCCAGAUCAAGAAUAACUACUGGAUAUAUAUAAAUAGAUGUACUGUUAGAUAUCCCGCAGGAGGGAAACUCGUCAAGAAGAAUUUUAAUAAUCUUUUCUUUGUUACGCUGUCUUGUCUCUCAACAGCUAAGAAGAACUGUGCUGAGCUGUACAAAUCUGGUGAGAAACUCAGCGGUGUUUACACAAUCGACCCUGAUGGUUCAGGAGCCUUCGAUGUGUUCUGUGACCAAAAAACGGCCGGUGGGGGGUGGACAGUGUUCCAAAAGAGACUAGACGGCUCGGUUGAUUUCUACCGUGGCUGGAAUGAUUACAAGCAUGGCUUUGGUAACCUGAAUGGCGAGUUUUGGCUUGGAUUAGACAAGAUUCACCGCCUGACUAAAACCAGGAGCAAGCUUCGAGUUGACCUAGAGGACACUACAGGCAACACUGUUUACGCUGAAUACAACAUGUUUGCAGUUACAAGCGAAAAGACCAAAUACCAGCUUAGUCUCGGAGCUUAUUCAGGUAAAGAUCUGAUUUGAUUUGCUGGUUUGUUGGCUGUUCCUCAGUCUUCUUCGAUUGAAAAUCUUUUAUUCAUUUCAAAACAUAUGGUAUGUUUUGAAUAUGGGUGACCAUGAUAAGUCCAAUAGUCAAGGCCAGCUAAGUCGGCUUUCCCUCAGGGGCACCCAACAACGGUUUCCUCCUAAAUGCAUUGAAAACACUUUUUAGGCUAUCCAGAGUACCUUUAGAUCGUUAGAGAAGCAUUCUGUGUGGCGCUGUAAAAUCUGUAUCUAUUCGGUCAUCCUAGGAGAACUUGAGUUUUUCGAAAUUACAAGGGCUUAAGUAUUAUUUUUCCGAAAAUUUUUGAUGAAAUUUAACGUAUUACUAAAGUGAGACAUUUUCCUCUCUCCAACACAUCUUUGAAUCCGAAAAUUUUAGGUUUCCUUUUUUCUAGGAAAAAUAACGAAAAAAAAAAUUAACCUUCAGAAAAUCGUAGGGAAUUUAUUAGAUAAUUUUCCAAAAUUGUACAUGAAUGGAACGGUCAUCUAGAAAUCAGGGGCACCCAACGACAAUUUUCGGGAAAAUAUCUGUUCGGAAGACGAUUUGAGAUCUAGAAUUUUCGGAACAUUUGUUGUAAAAUUUCUUGCUUGCCUGCUUCUCCUAGGAUUUUCGAACAUCUAAAAUAUGGUAUAAUUGCCUAUUUUUAACGGAUUUUUACCCUAAAAAGGUCACCUAGAAUUUUCGGGAGCCCUUUUUCUGGCUGAAAUUUUCGAAAAGGUAAGUUUUGAUCCCUAUAAUGUUCGGAUAACUAGACUUUCAGCUAGGAAAUCCGAACAGAUGAAAAAUUUUUAGGGGAUAAAAAUAUGCCUAUAUCUACCGUUUAAAUACCAAAAUACGUUUAAAAAUGCUAUGUUUUAGUGGUUUUGAACUACAUUCUCGUUGGGUGCCCCUGAGAAAUUUUUAGCCUUCCCCAAGUAAUAGAAAAUUCUAGGCAAUAUUUGCUUCUUCGAACAGAUAUUUUAAAGAAACAAGUCGUUGGGUGCCCUUGUUCCCUGCCCUCCUUUUCUAACAUUAAUUGUAAAAGUCUCGUGUUUUAUUUCCUAGAAACUGCAGGGGACUCUUUUUCUUAUCAUCGUGGCCGUGCAUUCUUAGCACCAGUCCAUUGUAGUUAUUUUCGCUAAGUCUGAUUCCCUACCCUCCAAUUGUGCCUCGUCCACUGUUGGAUUAUAUUUUUUAACAGCAAUGUUAAAAUUCGCGUGUUUUUUUCUUAGGAACUGCAGGAGACUCUUUUUCUGGUCAUCGUGGCCAUGCAUUCUCAACCAAAGACCGAGAUAAUGAUAUCUCGUCAGGCAACUGUGCUGUUACCUAUAAAGGAGCCUGGUGGUAUGGCAGUUGUCAUAGCUCCAAUCUGAACGGUUUUUAUCACCAUGGGAAACACUCAUCAUAUGCUGAUGGUGUCAACUGGCGUGCAUGGAAAGGAUAUCACUACUCUGCCAAGCGAGCUGAGAUAAAAAUCAGACCAGUGAGCUUGUAG